GUUUUGCAGCAUACUUUUGUAAAAACCAUAAUGCUUUGAAAUGAUUCAUCAAGCAACUAUUAUAGUAAAAAAAUUUCCAAUUGCAUUCUUGUCUUCCUAAACUCAUGGCCGAAUCACUUCUUUUCAGCUUCGCAGAAUCAGUUUUAGGAAAGCUUGCCACUGUUGUCGUUCAAGAAGCUUCUUUGGCGCUUGGUGUACACAGCGAGCUACAGCAGAUGACAGAAAGUAUGGCACUCAUCAGAGGUGUGCUCUCAGAUGCUGAGCAAAAGACUCCACAGAGCAGUGCGCUGAGCCAAUGGCUGAGACAGGUCAAGCGUGUGUUUUGUGAUGCUGAAGACAUAGUCGAUGAUUUUGAGUGCGAAGCAUUAAGGAAGCAUGUUGUCAAAACCUAUGGUAGCUGCUCAAGAAAGGUAAGUCGUUUCUUCUCGAAAAGUAAUCCUGCUGUUUAUCGUCUUAGAAUGGCGCAUCACAUUCAAGACAUCAACACCAGAUUGACCAAACUUGCAUCUCAAAGAACCCUGUUUGCCCUUCAAGUCAUUGACCGAGAUACACGUGUCGUGCACGUGAGGAAAAUGACUCAUUCUCAUGUAAACCCUUCCAAUGUUACAGGAAGGGAACAUGAUAGGAAUGAAAUAAUAAAACUUCUGGUGCAAGAUGGUGAUUGUCAAAGUCUUUCUGUUAUUUCCAUUGUGGGAAUGGGAGGCUUGGGAAAAACCACACUUGCUAAGUUGGUCUUCAAUGACACAAACAUUGAUGAAUGUUUUCAGUUGAAGAUGUGGGUCUGUGUCUCUAAUGAUUUUGAACUUAGGAAUGUGCUCAUUAAAAUCCUCAAUUCCGCUCCAAACCCAACUCGGGAAAACUUCAAUGACUUUGAGACGGAGCAACUUCAAAUUCGUUUGAGAGAGACACUUGAAGGUCAGAAGUUCUUGCUUGUGUUGGAUGACGUGUGGAACGAGGAUCCUGAAAAAUGGGAUGAGUUGAAGGAAAUAAUAGAUUUGAAUGUUGAAGGGAGUAAAGUCCUAGUGACCACUCGUAGCCGUACAGUAACUGCCACAAUGCGCAAUAAAUCAUCAAAUUUGUACCUUCUUGGAUGUCUCUCUGAAGAGGAUUCUCUUUCUCUAUUUGUGAAAUAUGCUUUUGAUGAUGGAGAAGAAAAAAAACAUCCGCAACUGUUGGAGAUUGGAAAAGAAAUAGUUGAAAAAUGUGGUGGGUUACCUUUAGCAGUGAAAACAGUGGGGAGCUCACUGUUCUCAAGGUUUGAUAAGAAAGAGUGGGAGUCUAUAAGAGACAAUGAGAUUUGGAAUUUACAACAAAAUGAAAGAGGCAUUUUGCCAGCUCUCAAACUAAGUUACGAUCAACUCCCUUCAUAUUUAAAACCUUGUUUUGCUUCUUUCUCCCUGUUCCCAGAGGAUACUUCUAUUCAUUGUUCUCACAUUUCUACCCUAUGGGAAGCACUUGGUUUUCUUCCGCCACCAAAGGAAAGUGAAUCAAUGAUGGAGGUUGCCAAUCAUCUUGUGCAUGAGCUAUGGUCAAGAUCUUUUCUUUCAGAUUAUCUUGACUAUGGGAGCGAUUGCUCAUUUACGUUACAUGAUUUGGUGCAUGAUCUUGCAACUUAUAUUGCAAAAGGUGAGUUUGAAAGAAUAGAUCUCCGCAAUAAAAAAAAUUCUGAGAAUGCCCAACAUUUAGCCUUUAUGGAAAAUAAUUUGCUUGCUCAAGCUUUUCCUCACAAAGGUUUAAGAAGUGUGUGUCUUCCCGAGGGAAUGAACAAUGAAGCUUUCUUGAUUACAUUGGUGUCGAGAUGCAAAUACUUGAGGGUUUUAGAAUUAUGUUCAUGUGAAUUGGAGAGUUUGCCUUACUUUAUUGGGAAGUUGAAACAUUUAAGAUAUCUUAAUCUCCAGUGUAGUGAAAAACUCAGGAGACUCCCUGAGAACUUCAAAAUUUGCAAACUUUGAAUCUCAGUGGAUGUGUAGAGCUACAAGAACUACCCAAAGGAAUAAGAAAUCUAAUCAGCCUUCGGAAUCUUGUUAUAACCACCAAACAAGUUGAUUUUCCAGACAAAGACAUUGCAGUUUUGACUUCUUUAGAAAAUUUAUAUAUUUGUUAUUGUCAUAAUUUGGAGUCAUUGUUCAAUGGUAUACAACUAUCCACUCUUAAAAAAUUAUCCUUAUUUGAAUGUGAAAGUCUAAAGUCGGUUCCGUUUCACGCCAUUACAAAUUUAAAGAGUUUGGUUAUCUGUCAGUGCCCCAAGUUAGAAUUGUCAAUGGGUCUUGGAAGCCAAAUCCCCGAUUCAAAGUUAAAGUUUGUUUAUCUUGGAGGCUUGCCGCAACUGAUCACGUUGCCUCAAUGGAUUCAAGGAUCUGCAAACUCUUUACAAUUCUUACUUAUUGAGGGUUGCAUCAAUCUUAAGGAGUUUCCCGAUUGGCUAGUAACUCUAGUUUAUCUCAAAUUGCUUAGUAUUUGCAGUUGUCCAAAUCUGUUGUCACUGCCUGACAGCAUGCAUCAGCUCACAAAUCUUCAAAAAAUAGACAUGACUGGUUGUCCUGAAUUAUGGAAAAAAUUCAAACCACGAGUUGGACAGGAUUGGUACAAGAUAUCACACAUUAAACAUGUUUUAAAUGAUGACUCAGAAAAUGAACAAGAGUUAUCGGAAUAACACAAUCAAAAGUUAGAGGUUAUACCAAUUUGUUGGCCUCUCCUCCUCAUAACACGGGUUACACAUGAGAACUUACCUUCAGAAGUCUCACGUUAGUUCAAACUUAAACUUAUCUUAGGAUUUAUUUUUUUAUGUUAUAAAAGGAGUAAAGUGUUUUUGUAAAAAUUCAUUUCAACGUCUCUUCUUUUUCUUUUAUAUUGCUUUAGUAUUUGCGAGAAAAAUAAGAGU
Molecule: messenger RNA, 2881 nt
Organism: Vigna umbellata (rice bean)
Lineage: Eukaryota; Viridiplantae; Streptophyta; Magnoliopsida; Fabales; Fabaceae
Source: RefSeq, a predicted model, not a curated record